Helicoverpa armigera (cotton bollworm) is the source of this 5993-nucleotide messenger RNA. RefSeq names its product ATP-binding cassette sub-family D member 1 (gene ABCD). Lineage: Eukaryota; Metazoa; Arthropoda; Insecta; Lepidoptera; Noctuidae. The transcript has 16 exons. Gene Ontology annotation, cellular component: peroxisomal membrane. The coding region runs from base 359 to 2638 and encodes 759 amino acids. Gene Ontology annotation, biological process: very long-chain fatty acid catabolic process; fatty acid beta-oxidation; long-chain fatty acid import into peroxisome. Gene Ontology annotation, molecular function: ATP hydrolysis activity; ABC-type transporter activity; ATP binding. The record is from RefSeq and is a predicted model, not a curated record.
GACCGCUAGUGGGCAGUCGUUCUGCGGCCGCGAGUAGCGACGCACGCGCCGGCAGUGGGUAGACGAUACAGUUUUCAAAAUUCGAAUCUGUCGAUAGUGUUGUGUUUGUGGUGUUCUAUUGUGAUUUGUGGCUUUUUGGACUGUCCUCUGUACAUAAUCGGCUUAAAGUUCAUUGUUGGAUAUAAGCCUCUCUGAAGCUUCACCAUAAGAACAAUGGACGAAGAAACAUCAUUAUAAUGACCUGAAUUCAGAAGCAAAUGAAAAAAAAUUCACUGUGAUUUAAUUUAAAUUUAAGUCAAAGAUCUCCCUAAUUUAAGCAUAAAUGAUCACAGUUGUAAAAAAGAAAUAAUUUUCCAAAAUGCCUGCAAUUUUGACAAAGAUUCGAGAGCAGGCGUCGAGGGUUCAGCCCUCGAUAGCUUUGGGGGUGGGGGUGGGGGUGGCGUUAGCUGCCUGCGCUGUCUAUGGUACCAGGGAUAAGAAGCAAACUCCGCCUUGCAACAAUAAUAAUAAUUAUAAGGUGACGAAAAACGGCAAGCUCCACUCGCCGCAGAAUGGUGCGGCUACCGGCGACACCUGCGGCGGCCGCUGCGGCGCCGAGCAGUGCGCGCUGUGCCGCGGCGACGCCGACACUGAUAAUAAGCAGAAUAUUGAAGAUGCAGACGAAACACAAUCAGUGGAGGAAUACGUGCCAGGCUUGAACCUGGAGUUCCUCCGCCAGCUGAUCUCGUUGGCCAGGAUCAUGGUGCCAGGAGUGAGGAGUCACGAGGUGGCGCUACUGUCUGCGCAUACGCUGUGCCUGUUCACAAGGACUUUCCUGUCUAUCUAUGUGGCUUCGUUAGAAGGAUCUAUUGUGAAACACAUAGUCCAAAAAGACAUGCGACGCUUCGCAGCCCUCCUACUCCAAUGGUUCGGCAUAGCUGUUCCGGCUACCUUCAUCAAUUCCAUGAUCAGAUACCUGGAGAGCAGACUAGCCCUCGCCUUCAGGACCCGGCUGGUCAACCAUGCUUAUGACUUGUACUUCAAGAACCAGACUUACUAUAGGGUUGCCAAUUUAGAUGCUAGGAUUGAAAAUGCUGAUCAUAGGUUAACAGAAGACGUGUCAGUGUUCACGCAAUCAGUGGCACACUUGUACAGCUCGCUGACGAAGCCGUGCUUCGACCUGCUCCUCAUAGUCCUGACCCUCGCUACCUACUCCAAUAAGAUGAAGGGCAAUAUCUUUAUUGGACCCAGCAUAGCAACAGUAGUGAUCUGCAUGACCGGGCAACUCCUCAGACUGCUGAGUCCAAGGUUCGGUGCUCUGGCCGGGGAGGAAGCACGCAUGAAGGCCAACUUGAGGCAUGUUCAUGCAAGACUGAUUGCCCAUGCUGAGGAGGUGGCGUUCUAUGGUGGACAUAAGGUGGAACUAGGCCAGCUCCAAGCGGCCUACAAGGAGCUAGUAGCCCAGAUGACGUCCGUCUUCAACAAGAAGCUCUGGUACGUGAUGCUGGAGCAGUUCUGCAUGAAGUACGUGUGGUCGGGGACUGGGAUGGUCAUGCUGGCACUGCCUAUUCUGACGGCCACGCAUUCGCAGAGAGAUGGAAGCAGUAUAAGUGACCGAGCGGAAUACAUGACGACGUCUAGGAAUCUGCUCAACUCGGCCGCCGACGCUAUCGAACGACUCAUGUCCAGUUACAAGGAAAUAGUAACACUAGCAGGCUACGCGACCCGAGUCUCAGACAUGUUGGUCGUCUUCAGCGAAGUGGCGCGAGGUCAAUGUGUGCGCAGCGUGCACGUGACGGCUCCUCACGCCGCCUUCCAGGUCACCUUCCGCGACAACCGACCCGUGCCGCAAGGUAAAAUAAUCUACACAAGCGACCACUCUAUCCGCCUGCGCGGCGUGCCGGUCGUGACGCCCGCCUGCGACGUGGUGUGUGGCGGCGUCACGCUCCACAUCGAGCCCGGGACACAUCUGCUUAUAGUCGGGCCUAAUGGAUGCGGGAAGUCGAGUUUAUUCCGCAUAAUCUCCGGUCUAUGGCCGGUGUUCGGCGGUGAGCUGCACGUGCCGCGACCCUGCGCCUGCGCACACUGCGCAGACGACACCAACUUCAACGACACCGGCUCUUGUACUUCUAGGCCUAUCAUGUUCUAUAUACCGCAGAGGCCAUACAUGUCAAUGGGCUCUCUAAUAGACCAAGUGACGUACCCGUCCCGCGCCAAAGAAGGCGACGUCGCCGCAGAACGUCGCGCCGCACAUAUACUGAAGCUUGUCCGCCUCGACGCCGCCGCCGCCAGGCACGGCGGGCUGUGGGCCGUCCGGGACUGGCGGGCCACGCUGUCCGGCGGGGAGAAGCAGAGGAUGGCCAUGGCCAGGAUGUUCUACCACAGGCCUGUAUACGCGCUACUAGACGAGUGCACGAGCGCGGUCUCCAUGGAGACGGAGGUUGUUAUGUACGAGGAAGCCGUCAAGGAAGGCAUCACGUUGCUCUCCAUCACACAUAGGCCUAGUGUCUGGAAAUACCACACCCACGUGCUAGAAUUCGACGGCGCCGGCAACUGGUCGUACCGCCCCCUGGACAGCGACGCCGCCCCCAGCACUCUGCCCCCGCGAGCUCUGCCCGCCCCCACUACACCCACUGAUGGGGAGGUUCCUGAACACUGACAUAUGCCUGCACCCCAGGGGUAAGGGUAGUAGAAACUGAAAUAAUAGAAAACUAUAUUUAGGGGGGCGUUUAGACCAAACAAACAAAAAUCUAGAGCUAGAAUAUAGUAUUUUUGGCCCAGUUUCACUGGUUACUGGUAAAUUGUCAGUUAGUUAUCUGAUGGUUAGGGCUGCGCCCCAGGGGUAAGGGUUAAAGCUCUUGUUAGGGAGCCUGAAAUGAUAAGACAAAAAUUGUGUUUGUUUAUACCAAACAAACAAAAAUCAAGAGCUAAAAUACAGUAUUUUUAGGCUCGUUUUCACUAGUUACCUAUAAAUUGACAGUUAGUUAUCCGUUAGUUAGUGCUAUCUGACAGAUAACGCCCCUGAUAGGCUAUCAGACUAUCACAACACCCCCCUUUGAUGGGGGAACUACUGAACACUGACAUAUGCCUGCACCCCAGGGGUAACGGAUAACGCUCUUGUAGACCGGAUUUUGUAAAACUGAAAUGAUAAAAUACAUAGCUAUUUUAGGGGCUAUAUUGCUUUUGGACCAAAAUAAUUAGAUAUUUUUUUCGCAAAAUGUUUUCCCUAAGAUGUUUAAAAGUUCAAGAAUGUCGUUGUUUUUCUGUGGUAUCAAAUUCUGUUGCGGCUUAGGUGAAUAACUUAAUAAUUGAUUUAUUGAUUUUGGUUACUAGAGAUCUCUUGUAAGCAACAGAUAGAAUGUUGAAAUCAACAGUUGUAAACAAUGUUUCAAACAGAGCAUUAUUUCGUUGUUCUCUCUUAAAAUAAUUUGGUAGGAUGAGAUAAUUUGCUCGUUUGGUUUAAACGUACCCCUAUAAUAUGUACAGGUUUCUGAAACAAAUAGGUACUAUAACGGAAGCUACAUAAAAUGUGUAGGUCUUGAAAAGUGGUGUUAUACAUAUAGGUACUUUAUAUAAGUCACUUGAGAUGUGAAUAUAAUAUGUGUCUUACUGGGAUCCAAACUACUAAAAAAUGUUGGAUGAAAAGUGAACCUUAAUUCCUCUAUCUAGAAUCGAAAAUUACAUGUAUUUUGUUUGAUCGAUUUUUUGUAAAUUCUACUUAUUAUAGCAUCUCAGUAAACAAGCUCCUAUAAGCUAUGGAAGUCAGACCAAUUUAUACUAAAUAAAAUGCAUUUCAUUUUCAACCUUAUGUCAAUGGCAUAGACCACUGUAUGCGCUACCACACUUUAAUAUAUUCUAAACUUAUAUUAUUAUGUCUCGAUUCUCAGUACUUUAAAUCUGGCUAGUUUUAUGACCUUGAAAUCCUUUUUACUAAUUAAUACUUAGACAUGAACUAUCUGGAAUUAGCAAAACUGUGAUUGGUGCAAUUAAUCUUUAUAUGGAAUUUAUAUAAACAAAGAAACUUACAGAAAGCAUAUUCAAAUUAAAAAUAAAUGCAGAAAUUGGCUUCCAUCAUUAAAUUAAUUACUUAAUGGAAAUAAAAAUACAAGUAGACCAUUUUGUUUAUAUAAAUACCACAUAAAGUUAAUCAGAUUAAAAUAACAUAACCUAUCUGACAUGAAGUUACCAUCAUUUUAAAUAAGGCCCUUAAAAGUUAAUCAUAUUGGCAACUAUUUAGUACAUAAGUAACUUAUCGACCAAAUACAGACCACAAUAUUAUUCUAAAUAACUCCGUAGACUCACAGUAGUAGCUAUAUUUCAAUUUACACUUAUAUAAAAAUCUGUGAACAUUUUGAAAGCACUUUUGGUAGACAAAUACCUAUUAAAUAUUCUGCAGCUAAGAUAGACAUAUUAGACUCGAUCCAAAUUUUAUAUAAUAAAAAUAAAUAAAAAACUUAAUAAUACAUAAAGUUUGGGUAAAAUUGCUAAAUCAAGACUUUGGUUAAGUCAAAAUUAAGUAAAAGUACAUAUAUGUUUUGUCUCAGGAGAACGGGUGAUAAAACAUAUAUAAAAGGGAUGUACAUAAUAUAAAGUAUAUAAGGGUAUUACUGACAUACUUUUUCAAUUCACUAAAAUUGGUACACUACAAAGUACUUUCUAAAAGUUUGUUAUAAUCUUGAUAAAUGUGAAAUUUAGUUUUGUCAGUCUCUUUUUCAUACUUUCAAGCUAAAAUGGCUGUACUAUUAAAAAUGAAAUUUGGUGAAAAGUGCAAGUUAAACUGUUAGAAGCACCUAGUUGUAUGAUAACUGUCAAUAUGUAUGUUGUUAGUGGUCAAAAAUAAGUCUUCAAGACUUAUUUGUAAUUUAAAAUAAUACAUCUAUGGAUUACCUAUGGUAUGAAGAAAGAAUUUAAAUGGUGAUUAGAACACGGCUUUUUAAAAUCCGUCUUAUAAGGUUUUUUAUUUAAACAAAAACCAAGUUUUAAAUAAUGGCAGAUUUUUAAAGCCGUUUUAAAGUAUUUUAUAUCAAUUUUAAUUUGAUGGAUUUGACAACAUGGUUUUUGGCAGUCUGAAACGUCUGAGAUUGAUAAAAUGAGAUUUUUUUAAAUACACUCCAUAUUAUGAGAUUUUAAUUUUUUUAUGAAAUUGGUUUUUAAUAUAGCGCAUUUUAACUAGUAGUUUCAAUUUACCCUAUAUAAUAUGUUAUACCUAUAAGAAUCCGAUGAAGUAGGUAUGUAACCGAAUUAAAGUUUGACAACUUUUCAUUAUGAAAAUACAAUAAUUAAGUCGUCAUUAAAUUGCAAAUAACAUACUAAAAACUUAUAAAAACAACAAGGAACUAAAUAUAGACCUCGAUAAAUAAAUUAGACCACUUUGGUUACCCCCAAGUCGAACUAUGUCAAGUCAUUCUAAUUAAACUUAUUGCGCAUCACUGAUUCUUGCAUCAGAAAAACAAUUAAUCUUGAACCAUAUAAUUAUAAUCACAAAUCAUUAAUUAACUUAAAUUACGAAACGUUUCUACUGAUUAAACCAUUUUCUCAAUGUCCCUCAGUUGAAAUAAACACCAGUUAAUAUAAUUAGUUAAAUGUUAUAAUUAUUUUUUUAUAAUUUUAAUAUUUUAUUGUGAGAUUAUCAAUCAUGGCUGUUAGAUAUUGUUUUUAUUUUGGAAAAUUUUGUAUUAUAAAUAAAAGUGCGUUUUGAAUGCCAACUGCUGACCACACUUGCAGCGACUGUAUGAAAACAAUUGAUAUAAGGGCGACUGCACGUGCUGCUGCCGCUUCGAUCCAAAACGGUUUCAUGUAAAUACAUACAAACCAGCUGCGGCCGACUUGUGCGGUCGGCAGUUGGCAUCCAAAACGUACCUUAAGGUAUAACAUAUCGAAAUUUAAGGACAUUAUUUUUUGUAUAUUUAUUUUGGUAUUGUCAAUGUGUGUAUAUUGUAAAUAUGAUAGUAUUACGUUCAGUUACAGAGGUUAUUAUGGGAGAUAGAUGAGAAAUAAAGUGGGUUUUAUAUGAG